UAGUCUUUGUAGAGAUUUUAAGCAGUCGACUUCCAGAUCUAUCUGCAUAAUGAGUAAAUACUUCAAUAAUCAACUUAGACGACCGUCAGUCACAUUCAGUGACAUCGAUGUGAAUCAUAAAUCAAAUAAACUCACAAGAGAACUGUCAAUUGUUGAGGAAGCUGAAAAUACUGACGAGAAAAAUGCAAAAUUGUUGGAAGAUUAUCCAGAAGAUCAAGAUUUUUCAUCGCAUAUUGCGUCAGAUACCAAAGCAAACACACAUUUAAAUACUGGAAAUCAUCACAGAUUACAUGACAACCUUGGAGAAACGAAUAGUUCAAGUUCAAGAAGACCUUCAGUGCUUCUGCAAGAAAUUUUAUCAACUAGAAGACCAUCAGCAAUAAUGGCGACAUUAAGACGAGGGUCAGCGACAGUUAUCAAUACACUUCGUGGAAAGUCAGACGAUCCUAACGAUCACACUGGAGCAAAAAGUCCAGAAGCUAUUGAAAAUCGGAGGAAAAAUCGACGAAUUGGAGAGUGCGUGAAAUUUUUCGAAGUUUCUUUUAAUUCUUUCUUAAUUAAUUUGAAUUUCUUCAACAGUGACGCUCUUUCAACAGCAUUAUCAGCAUUAUAUGCUAAAAUGAUUGUUAUUUUAGGCAUAGCAUUUCCUAUUACCGAAAUCUUAUCUAAUCGAAUCCCCCAAGAGAUGUAUCAAGGAUUUUAUGUGUAUUUGUAUCUUGUAAGCAUAAUUUUCGUUAUUUUCGUUUAUGCUACGCAAAUGAAAAGCAAGGCUGUAUUAACAAUAAUUAAAAGUUAUCAUGAAAAGAACAGCGACGUUCCAAUUAAGAAACGUGUUCCACACUUUGCAAGCUUUUAUCUUAGAAUUGGAGCCAUUGCGUUUGGUAUCGGGAACAUGGUUUAUUCGGGUAUUGAGUUAGGUCAAUAUUUUGAGUUGAAAAGCGGCGAUGAUGUGAAUAACUGCAGCAAUAUUUUUAUGCUUUUAACUCCACUUGGAAGAAUGAUUUUAUCGAUUGUUCAAAUGCAAUUUAUCUUUCUAAACACAACAGAAGUGGAUAUGGGGCGACAUAAAGUCAUUUCACGUUUCGGUUUGAUGCAUAUGGUCGCAACAAAUCUUUGCGAGUGGCUUUAUACUUUAGUAGAGGAAACAAAACAUGAAAUUUAUCAUUUGACACAUUCACAUCAUGGAGCAAGCAAUGAUCAUCGUACUCAUGAGAAUAUGAUUGCAAAUACUUUUGUCGAGCACAUCCCACAAAACAUUUCAGUCAACAGCACUAACAUUGAUGAACAUAACAUUGUUAAACGUUCAAUUGUUAGUUCAUCGGAUAAAUAUCAUGAUUGUCAACGUACAAACAUCAUGGGAUCGCUUGUACAAAACGCUUCUCCUUUCCUGUUCCCCUGCACUAUCGAAUAUUCUCUGAUUUGCGCAGUGAUUCUUUUUGAAAUGUGGAAGAAAGUGCGUUCAAUUCCAGAGAUUGCAAAAACACGAAGAAACUCUGUCAGGGCUAGUCAUGCAAGUCUCAAUGUCAAGAACGACUAUCAAUUCUCGAUAGAUUGUUCGAAAGCGCAUCGUGGAAUGUUUGCUGGCAUCGUUGUAAUUGUCAUGACGAUUAUUUGCCUGAUAAUGUAUUUUGUCUUAUAUGGCACACCGAACUAUGUUCACAUGGCUAUAACUGAAGUCACUUAUUAUGAAAUCAUUCUCUACACUGUUUGCAGUACCGCUGUGUUGGUUGCAUUUUUCAGAAUGAGAGAUUUAAAGUAUCAGAAGAAAUCUGGGGAUCAUCAUGCUGACACAAUCAAACUUGAUUGCACAUUGCUUGUUGUGGCUGGUAUUGGUGUUUAUGUUUACGGAAUGUUUAGCAUUAUGGGAAGUUCGUUUGCACUUCAAGACAACUUACCAGGUGCUCGAGACGCUCUUAUAUCUGAAGCCUUAAGUUUGUUUCAAGUUUCAUUGCAAACACUUUUCAUACUGAAUUCAUGUUGGAGACGUUGUAAAGGUUCACAACAAAUUAGAGAAAAGCCUGGUCGUCAAAUCGUGACCUUUCUUCUUGUAGCAAAUAUUUCGUUGUGGUUCAUCAACACUUUAAUUAAAGGACAUGCAAGCUUUCGACCAGCCCAUUUGGAGUUCUUUGGACAGUGGGCAUGGGUUAAUUACUGGACGAUUAUGACACGUCGAAAGCCGAUGCCACAACAAGAAUGUGAAGAUUCUAAACUUGGUAGAGGUUUUGGGACAUUUGACUUGACAGCUUUAGGAGUAAGUGCGACAUUAGGCGUGGGAGUUUAUGUUCUAGCCGGUCACGUAGCUAAAGAUCAAGCUGGUCCGAGUGUUAUUGUAUCAUUUUUAAUUGCCGCUGCAGCGUCAUUUCUAGCUGGUUUGUGCUACGCUGAAUUUUCAUCUCGAGUUCCGAAAUCUGGUUCCGCUUACAUUUUCACAUAUGUUGCAAUAGGAGAAUUUCUAGCAUUUAUUGUUGGAUGGAAUCUCAUCCUCGAAUAUAUUAUUGGUGCGGCAAGCAUUUCAAAAGGGCUCAGCUUGUAUAUCGAUAGUUUAAUAAACGAUUCAAUGAAAAAUUCUUUCAAGCAAAUCGCUCCAAUUUCUUGGGAUUUUCUUUCGAGUUACUUCGAUUUUUUUGCUUUUGGAUGUCCACUUUUUAUUGGAUUUGCAUUAGCAUUUGGAUUGAGAAAGUCAGCUGGGAUCAAUAACAUUCUGUGCAUCUUGAAUCUUGGGAUUGUUGUGUAUGUUGUCGUCGCUGUUCUUUUCAACGCAGACAUCCGAAACUGGCAAAUUGAUCCAAACGAAAUUCCCCCACAAUAUAAUAAUUCAAGUGCAGGCACAGGGGGAUUCUUUCCAUUUGGCUUUUCAGGCACUUUAAAAGGAGCUGCAACUUGCUUUUUUGGAUUUGUUGGAUUUGAUUGCAUUGCUACAACGGGAGAAGAAGUUCGCAACCCUCAAAAGACUGUGCCUCGAGCACUUUUAUACUCGUUACUGAUUAUUUUUAUCGCUUACUUUGGGGUUUCUUUACUAACGCUUAUGUGGCCAUAUUAUCUCUUGAACUCGGAAGCUCCACUUCCACAUGCCUUUCAGGAAAUUGGAUGGAACACGUCCAAAUGGAUUGUAACAUUAGGAGGAAUAAUUGGAUUACUUUUAAGCUUGUUUGGUGCAAUUUUUCCAUUGCCAAGAAUUUUAUAUGCAAUGGUGGGUGCACAAGACGGUUUAAUGUUUCGAGAGUUCAGCAUAAUCUCGAACCGAUUUCAAACACCCGUGAUAGGAACUUUAUGUGCAGCAUUCCUAACGAGCUCAUUUUCCGCUCUUUUUGAUCUCGCAUCUUUAGUCAGCAUGCUUUCCAUUGGAGUACUAUUAGCUUACACAGUUGUUGCAAUAUCAAUAAUAAUUCUGAGAUUUUCACAAUCAACUGAGUUGAUAACAGCAAAUGAAAGGCAUGUUGAAACAUCGAAUCUCUUACGUCCUGGCUACAACAUUACAGCUAAAGGAUUUCUCAUGCAGAUGAUUCGAUUGAAUGCUUCUCGUCAUCCGAACACUAUCUCAAUGUGUGUAGUUGGAUCGUUGAUUAUGUGCUACUGUUUGUUGUCAUUUGCCUUGGGUUUAACUAUUUUAUAUUCAUGGGAUGCAAUCGGAAACGGAGAGACAUGGGCGUUGGUUUCAGUGGCUGUUCUCUCCACUUUUCUCAUCUUGUUUUGCAUUCUCAUUUCUAUCCAACCUCGACAAAGAUUUCGAAGUCAUUUAAAGCCAUUUAAGGUGCCCAUCGUACCUUUCCUGCCAGCUGUAAGCGUAUUCAUUAACAUAUAUUUAAUGUUAAUGUUGGAUUACUACACGUGGAUACGUUUCGGAAUUUGGAUGGUAUUAGGUAUAAUCAUUUACUUUCCAUGUGCAUGGUUUUUCAACAACACGAAACGUGAUUCUACAACUCAAUGGUCUGAUGAGAUUAUGCGGGAAAAUUCUAAUAAUGUUAUAACAAUCAUAGAAAGCAAUAUUGGAUUAGAUUGUGAUGGAAGACAUAAAAAUAAUGAAGGUAUUGCCGUAAAAAGCACCUGUGAGACUGAAGAUGUGAUAAUCGUCCAAGAGAAGUAUAACACGAACAGCACAUCUGGCAUAAGCAAUGGGAUGAUUAAUAAUAAAAUAAAUGUAGAGAAUGAAGCUAAUUUAGUGAUUGAAAUGUUGGACACGGUCUUGGAAGCAGAAGACGAAGAAAAUGACUUUACUGAGACUGAAACUAAUGAUCGAAGGGACUCAAGUCAAUCAAUCAACACAAAAAAUUGUUUUUCGUCUCAGACGGUUUUGACAACAAAAGUUUUUGAACUCAUAUCACCAGAAGAAGUUUCAUCAAACAACACAACAAAAUUUGAGAUUUUCGAUCUCAAUGUCGAUAAAAGUGAUAUUGAAAACGAAAUUAAUGACAUCAUUAAACAAGCAAUGGCAACGGUUGCUGAAAUUCAAGAACAAAGACAAUUCAAUGAAGUUCAAACAGAUAUUGAAGAUGACACAGAUGAGAAUGUUUUCAGAAAUCAAAAGUUCUUGGCACACCUAAAUGAUCUGAUAUCGAAAUCAAAUCAGUAAACAACAUCAAAUGUGCAAUCGAAGACAUUGGAAAAGAAGAAAUCUGAUUCAAAAGAGAAAUUCAAUCUGAAACAAUCAAAUAGCGCUCCUGACUUUAAGUUAAUGUUGGAUGCUUAUGAGACUGAAGAAAAUGGAACUUUUAAUGACAAAGAUGUCAAAGUGGUAAUCCCCAAGAAAGAAAAUGAAGAAGAAGUUCCAAUUUAUCUAAGACAAAAUGAAAUGCAAGAAGAAAAAGUUGAAAGUUUUAUCAAAGACAACGAUGAAUCAAUCGAUAAAGAAGUUUUUCGUGAUAAGCUUGCGAAACUUCUCAGUCUUCCACCCACUAGAUUAAGUUUGAUUACCCCAGUUCCAAUGCCACGGACAAGUCUCAUGACAGAUUCACAAACAACAAGUGUUGAUGAUUAUAAAGAUUCAGAAUCGCUACCGGAGGAUAAAUCCUUGCAAUCUUCACCAAUCAGUGCCACAAUGAAUAAACAACGGGAGCUUUUUGAUGAAGUUUUAAAGAAGAUUAAGAAAGAGUGAUGAAGAUUAGGUUUUGUCACAGUGGGAAGUGAACUUAUUAUUAUAAUGGAUCUAUUCAAAUGACCUGUCAAUGCCACUGACAUUUGAUGUAUAUGAAAAUUCUGCACCGCUGCUGUUCUCAGUGUCAUAAAUGUUUGCUUGAAUAAUGUUGUGAUUAAUAUGAGAAUGUUAACAUUCUUCAAAGAAAAUUUUAGAACUAUGUUGAUAAUUGUUUGUCAAAUAAUUUAAGAAAAUCAAAUAGAAUUUUAUGAUUUCACCUUUCAUUGAAAUGAUUUCCUUCUUUGUCAUUUGAAUGCAUGAAAUCCUUGGUGGUUUUGUGGUUUUGUAAAAUAAUUUAUUCCUUGGAAUCAACGCUGUGCCGUGACAGCUUAGAAUGAAAGACAAGACGAAUAUCAAUGCAAACAGAAAACUUUCUCUUAUCUUUUCAGGCAUCUUCAUGUACUUUAAAUA
Clunio marinus is the source of this 5542-nucleotide messenger RNA. The record is from the annotation of a GenBank genome assembly. Lineage: Eukaryota; Metazoa; Arthropoda; Insecta; Diptera; Chironomidae.